CUGCGUGCAGUCGACCGAUGAACUGUUCGAAAAGCCAGCAUCUCGUGGGAGUUCAAGAGCUGCAGAGAGGACAUCGAGCGCUACCAGGUAGCUGCAACUCGUUUGAGGCAUUAGUUCCGCAGUUUACGAUUAAGGGUUGCCGCAAGAAACAAGCUUUGCAGUUGCUACAACAUUACGGCGUCUAUCCCAAGGACUUACAGGCAUGAGAAGUUCCCUCACGACUUGCAUGUUUCGUCGCAUUGAGUGGGGCGAUGUACAGCGCGUAUGGGAUGGACCUGCAGUGAGUGACUGACCUGACAGCGAGCAUAUAUUUAGUCAUAUGGUACAAUCUCUUGAGAAUAUCUGAACUGUGUCAGUUGUCAGUUGAAGUGCGUCAGAUCCGAAGCUACAAUGACAGCGCUCACAGGUAUCUGGCUGUCGUUCGCUAUAUUGUCCGCGACUUCGGGUCCGACACUUGUGCUCCGGGGUCUUCUUGCGGAAGGACGUUCGCUUCGCACUCGGUAUCCGGGACCGACUCCGGAGAGUGAACGCCUCCAUGCACUGGGCGGCAUACUCAAGCGACACGUGGCUAAGCUUCGAAGUGCCCCGAGGGCGGAGCUCGUGUUUCUGGUCGACAGUUCGGCGUCCGUGGGCGCCGAGAACUUCGUCAACGAGCUGCGCUUCGUGAGGAAGCUGCUAGCCGACUUCACGGUGUCCCGAGACAGGACCCGCGUGUCCUUGGUGACCUUCAGCUCGAAGAAAAAGGUGGUCCGCGAGGUGGACCACAUCACGCUGCCGUCGUUCGACAACCACAAGUGCGCCCUGCACAACAGGCAGCUGGCAGGCGUGAAGUACUCCGGCGGCGGGACCUUCACCCUGGGAGCCAUGAAGGAGGCUAUGGACAUUCUCAAGUUUGCUCGCGAAGACGCGGCCAAAGCAGUGUUCCUGGUCACGGACGGCUACUCAAACGGAGGAGAUCCCCGGCCGUGCGCCAAGAUGCUCCGCGAUAGUGACGUCACCAUCUACACGUUCGGAAUACGCAACGGAAACGUGCGGGAGCUCCAGGACAUGGCCUCGACCCCGUACGACGAGCACUGCUACAUACUGGACAGCUUCGAAGAGUUCGAGGCACUCGCUCGAAGAGCGCUUCACGAAGAUAUGCACGUGGGUCCGUACCAGCUGGUGAACGCGACCGAGUGCGCGGGACUGUGUCCGGAAGGCCACCACUGCUGCGACCACGAGGAGCUCUGCACGUGCGGUAUAUCGUCGGGACAGUACGCCUGCCUCUGCCCCAAGGGAUACUACGGAUCGGGACUCAGGGAGGAGUGCCACCCGUGUCCCCAGGGCACCUACCAACCCGUGGAAGCAAGCGGAGACGAGAGCAUCUGCAUUCCGUGCCCGCACGCCCACCAGAACUCCUUGCCGGGCAGCACCAGCGUGGCCCAGUGCCACUGCAAGAGGGGCUACAGCACUGAGGGCGGCACCUGCAAGGUGGUCCGAUGCGACCCGCUGAGCCCUCCAGACAAUGGGUACAUGGUGAACGCGGACUGCGAGGUGGUGUUCAAUGCCGCCUGUGGGUUUCGCUGCAACCCUGGAUACCGCCUCAUCGGCAACAGCAUACGUGUCUGUCAGCAUGAUGGCAACUGGUCAGGCAGUGACCCUGUUUGUGAGAAGAAAAAGUGUUCUCCCCUAGAGUCACCCCUGCAUGGAUCCAUGAGCUGCUCCAGCGACUCGUUUGACUUUGACACAACGUGCGAGUUCGAAUGCCAGAGGGGAUAUGCACUCAUCGGCUCUCGCAAACGGACCUGCCUCUCAAUCGCCCUCUGGGAUGGCCUGCCUGUGCUCUGCCGACCUGUCACCUGCCCACCCUUGGUGGCACCAACCAACGGAGCCUUGAGCCCACCCCACUGUAGCGAGACAAAGUCAUCAUAUGGCGAGGACUGCACUGUCAUGUGUGACGAUGGAUACCGCGUUAUGGGACCCGUUGUUCGGCACUGCCUCAGCACGGGAAUGUGGAGUGAGCCGGAUGAUGUGACAAUCUGCGCCAGCAAUGAGCCUCCAGUUAUCCGAAACUGUCCAGGUGACAUAAUGGUCAACUCAGAGCCAGGUUACGGAGAAGCAAUCGUCGACUGGGAAAUGCUUGAGGCUGUGGACAAGGCCGGAGCCUCACUCUUUCUCAACGUGGCUCCAUCUGUGAUGCCGCCACACUUGUUCCCCAUAGGAGCACACGAUGUGUUGUACAGUGCCGAGGACGAGUGGGGAAAUAUGGCUUUCUGCAACUUCACCGUGACAGUGGCAGACAAGGAGCCACCUUUUGUUGAAAACUGUUUCGACCCACCUGAAGCCUUUUCCGAUGGGCAAUCAUCCGUGCACGUCUCUUGGGAGGAGCCAGCAUUUUCAGACAACUCGGGGGAAGAUGUGAAGCUGUGGCAAUCCCACAGCCCAGGAGUAGCGUUCCCUGUGGGUGAAACGAUGGUCACAUACGUAGCAACUGACACUGCCGGAAACAAUGCUUCUUGUGUCAUCAACAUCACUGUGAGAGAAAACCGAUGUAGCCAAAUACCCCAUCCAGCUAAUGGGAAUGCCGAUUGCCAAAGUAACACUUUCGGCAUCACUUGCACGAUUUCUUGCCUGGACGGUUAUAAACUUGAACCUGACAGCCCCAGGAAAUUUUCAUGCACCUUUAAAGAUGGAUGGGCUCCCUACCAACCACAGCUUUUCUCUGACUGCUCUGAGUCUGUGCCAUCUACAUCGGCUGCAGUAAAUGCGAGGAUGCUAUAUUCAGCGCCACUGGGUUUAGAGUGCGACGAAACGAUGCGAAUGGAUGUGCGAGAUCACAUUGACAUGAAGUUAGCAUCGCAGACUAUCAUGUGUGCCGAAGGUGUGAGGUGUGCUGUUGAAGACCUUCGUGUCGACUGCUCCAAGGGCGGCAUAUCAAGUGGUCACCGAGUCAAGCGCUCUCGAGAGCCGGAUCUCAACGUUUAUUUCCGUGUCACUGGCUUGCACAACAAAACAGCCUCCUCAUCUGAAGAACACCUUCUGUUUGCGAUGAAAGCAUUUCUGGAAAGACUAAAGGAGGCUGUGCUUCGGAAGGAGCUGGACGUGAAGUUGGAUGAAGGUGACUUGUCUGCAAUGCUACUUGAAGAGUCUGAAGACGUAGGCCAUCUGGUUUGUCCUGUAGGAAGCGUUCCGUCACUACCACACUGUGUGAAAUGCCCCAUGGGAACAUACUAUGAAUACUACAACCAGACACAAGUGAAAUGCCAGCCCUGUCCCAAAGGCACAUUCCAACCAAGUGAAGGACAGGAAAUAUGCAUCCGCUGCCCCAACCACACUUUCACGGCUGCUGUGAAGUCCAAGAGCAAGCACGACUGCAAAGAGCAGUGCAGGCCGGGGACUUUCUCGGGGACGGGGUUAAGACCGUGCAAACGUUGCCGCAAGUCCCACUACCAGCCCGAUUACGGAACGGCAAGCUGUAUGCCGUGCCCAAGCGGGACGCGGUCCAAACGCCGAGGCUCCGUAAGCGUGAGCGAAUGUGAAGCGCUUUGUUCUCCUGGUUUCGUGUCCAAGUCCGGCGUCGUGCCUUGUUUCAAGUGUCCGAAUGGGUACUACCAGCCUAAGCAGGGACAGAAGGUGUGCCGCAGGUGUUCCGACGAUACCAGGGAUGAUGCGAUAGCCCCAGGCAGCGCGGUCUUGGGACACUGCAACGGUUCUGCUCCAUCAACUGAGAGGAUGGACCUGCGAGACUUUGUGGAAGCCAAUUCUUGCCUUUCUCAACCAUGCUCAAACGGAGCAACAUGCAUUGUAGUGCCUGCUGGUUUCCUGUGCAAGUGCCAGCCUCCCUUUGCAGGUCCACGAUGUGAACGCAGAAGAAACCAGUGCACUAAGAAUCCAUGCCGAUUUGGAGCAAAAUGCACGGAAGAACCAAGUGGCUUCAGCUGUCUUUGCCCUGCAGGCCGAACGGGCGCCGACUGCUCUGAAGACAUUAAUGAAUGUACCCUGACUCCUUGCCAAAACAAUGGCACUUGUUCCAACACGCUCGGCAGCUUUAGCUGCAACUGUAAGCAAGGGUUCGCAGGUCAAACCUGCUCUGAGGAUGAAAACGAAUGUUUGAGCACACCAUGCCUGAAUGGAGGCACGUGUUUGGAUCAACCUGGAAACUUCAGCUGUAUCUGUCCUGCGUUGUUUGGAGGCCGCUGGUGUGAGGAGGAGCUGGAUGCCUGUGCGAGUGGACCUUGCCUCAAUGGUGCGAAAUGCGUGAACCUGGGAUCCCACUAUAGAUGCGUGUGCUCACCCGGGUACCAUGGUGAGCACUGCGAUAUCGACAUCGACGAGUGCUCCACAGCGCCAUGUAACGCGGGCGCAACGUGCCUGGACCUCGUUGGCCGGUUCGCAUGCUCCUGCCCGCCUGGACUUACUGGAAGAUUGUGCGAAUCAGAAGCUGACCCUCGUUUCAAGCUUCAGUUUUCCGGCACAAAUGUAUUUGACAGGGCAUCCAUCAAGUCACUGAGAAAGCCUAUGACUGAACUGACAGCUUGUAUGUGGUUGAAAACAACGGACAGAUACAACUAUGGAACGCCAUUCUCUUACGCAACGGAUAUCACUGACAAUAUGCUCACCUUCACAGACUACAGCGGUUUCGUGUUGUACGUCAACGGGCACCGCAUUGUCACGGACAUCACAGCAAAUGAUGGGUACUGGCACCAUGUGUGCUUCAGCUGGUCUUCCAGUGAAGGCUUGUGGAGCAUUCUCAAAGAUGGCAGACUGGCAGAGAGUGGUACUGGCCUUGCUCCUGGCAUAGAGAUACCAGCUAAUGGAACCCUUGUCCUGGGCCAGGAACAGGACAGGCAAGGAGGCAGCUUCUCCAUCUCCGAGUCGUACUCUGGCGAGAUUACUCUUGUGAACAUGUGGAGCACCGUGCUAAGCGUCGAAGAAGUGGCCUCGCUACUCACGUGCUGCGAGUUCUACUUCGGUGAUGUGGUCGCUUGGACUGACUUCCGGAACAGUCUUAGCGGGCACAUCUUGGCGGACAGCUGGGGAUUUUGCCAAGGGUGUCCGCCACCACCGGCACCCAUCCACGGAAUCGCCAGCUUCUCAACAACCAAUACUGCAUCUGUGGCCACCUACAGCUGCGACCAAGGGCACACUGUUAUGCGGGCCACAACACGUAGGUGCCUCGCUUCAGGAGAGUGGUCACAUCCAAUACCAGCUUGCAUUGGUGUACCAUGUAGAAUCCCUGCAGAGCCAGCAAAUGGCAACGUCCAGGGAUCCGUGUUCCGGUACUCGGCCAAGGUCACAUACGUUUGCAGGAGCGGCUACCGGAUCCUCGGUUCUAGUGAACGGCACUGCCAGGAGGAUGGACAGUGGAGUGGAGAAGAACCGCAGUGUGAGAGCAUCACAUGCAACGGAUAUCCGCAUGUGGCUAACGGAGUGCUUGCUCCUUCCAACGAGAGCCUGUUUCGGCCAGGCUCUAAGCUACGAGUAAUCUGCAAUGAGGAAUACAAAUUUAUCGAGGGGGAACUCGUGUGCACAGAACGUGGUGAAUGGAGUCCUCCUAAUGCCAUCUGCCAGCCAAUCAGCUGCCAAGAACCACUGACAGUAGCCAAUGGUGUUGCUGGACUCGCUUCGGAAGUGGAUGGUGCACGCGUCGUUGUGACGGUCACCUACUCUUGUCACAACGGGUUCGAACUGAGAGGCUCGAAGAAUUUGACCUGUGACAUAGGAGUUGGAAUGUGGUCGCACGACCCACCGACGUGCGAGCGUGUGUCUUGCGGGAAGCCCACCAACCUGUCAGCAGGAGUAUUGUGUGAGGUUGGCAACAAGCACUUCUUCGGGGACGUCGUGAGCUGUCGCUGCAGUUUCGGCUACAAGAUCUCCGGUCACAUGGAGAUGGUUUGCCUGGCUAACAAGACAUGGUCUUCGCUGCAAGCAACAUGCACACCUGUGAAGUGUCCAAGGCCCGUGGAACCACAACAUGGGGAAGUAGUCGCCACAAACUUGGAGUUUGGAGGAAUGGCAAAUUACCUGUGCCACCCUAAUUACACAUUACUGGGGAACCGCUGGAGAAGAUGCAACUAUGAUGGGUCAUGGAGUGACCAUGAGCCACUGUGCAUUCCUCUCGAAUGCCCUUCUCAUCCGCCUGUCACUAACGGGAGGACCAGUGGGUCCGCCCGGACACUGGGAAGCACCGUCUCAAUCACUUGCUCCCAUGGCUUCGAACUGCAUGGCGCUUCUACACGAAUAUGCAACACCGCUGCUGAGUGGUCGCCUCCGAAGACACCUUUGUGCGAACCUGCAGGCUGCUCCGACCCUAUCGUUACUCCGCAGGUGGUGGUCUCGUACAUGGACACUGCUCUGGGCAGCUUAGCACGCUUCUCGUGCACUGAAGGCUACAUCCUGGUGGGCAACGAAGUGGCUGUAUGCGGCUGGGCCGGACUGUGGGUGCAGUCGAUUCCCGACUGCAUACCGGUGGACUGUGGACCACCACCCCCGCUAGAACAGGGACAAGCAGUGAAGACAGAGAGUACAAAGUUCCAAGGUGUGGCUAAGUACACCUGCCGACCGGGAUUUCGUCUCCUGGGUUCUGGCCAAAAAAUGUGCUCAGCGAAUGGAACGUGGAAUGGCGACAUCAGAUGCGACGUUUUAUCGUGUCCCAAGCCUGAGCAUGUCCCCCACGGUACUGCUGCGUACUCAAGCAUCACAUUUGGUUCUAGCAUUGAGUACCAGUGCGAUCCUUGGUUCGAGUUGCAUGGGGUCCAACAGAGGAUAUGCCUGGCUGAUGGAAAAUGGUCAGGGUCAGUUCCACAAUGCCUGCCUACGCCGUGCACAGUACCAAGACCAAUCAAACAUGGACGGGUCCACACAACGCCAUCCUUCAGCCUGUUCUCUUGUGAAUGGGGCUUCAGACUCGUUGGGCCCAAAGCCCUUCGGUGCCGCGCUGAUGGAACCUGGAGCGGUGAGCUUCCAGAAUGUGUUCCCAUGAACUGUUCGCUUCAAGGACAAGUGGCCAAUGGCAGGCUAGUUCAGGACGAUGCAACUGGAGAGACGGUUCGUGUGUCCUGCGACCCACGUUACCAACUGCAGGGUGUGAACCGCUGGACGUGCCUGGCCAACGGGUCAUGGAUCGUGCCGGGGGAGACCACGUGCCUGCUUGCCGAGUGUCCACCCCCUGAUCCUCCGGUCAACGGAGUAGUUUCAGGAACAGAUUUCAACAUAUCAAGUGUCGUUUUCUACCACUGCAAUCCGGGCUACACCCUGGAUGGUCUACAGCAACGGACCUGCCUGGACACUGGACAAUGGGAACGUGAUGUGCCCACUUGCAAGGUGGUGAAAGGAUGCGGCACAGCAGCUCACCCGUGUCCUAACUUCUCCUGUCCGGAACCUAAACAGCCCCUGAAUGGUCAUGUCACCUAUGAUCGACUCUCAGUGGGGGGCACAUCCAGUUAUACCUGCCAGCCUGGGUACCGCCUGUCAGGGCCACCUUCGAGGCUAUGCGGCCGUGACGGACGCUGGGAAGGCAGGGAGCCCUCGUGCCGAGCCAGACGGUGCCCCCCUAUGCAGGCCACACCAGAGCAUGCCCGCGUCGACUACACGGGAUUUACACAAGGCCACAAUGCCACCUACUCCUGUGACAUGGGUUACUCGGCCCGGGGGUCCUCCAGAUCUGUCUGCCAGUCAGACGGAUCCUGGAAGCGGGAGGGUACAUUUGAAUGCCUUCAAGACCACUGCCCACACCUCCAAAGCCCGGCCCGAGGAAGGCUGAUUAUAGAGGGUGCCUGGGUGGGGGCCAAGGCUCAUUAUGAAUGUGAUGCUGGUCACACUAUGCUGGGUGGUGCCUCUCGCGUCUGUGAAGCUGACGGCACAUGGAGCGGAAGGGAGGCUUCCUGUGUCGCUCCUUGAAGUCUUUGUCCUUGAACUGUGUCUGAUACAAAAACUUGAAUAUAUAGAAGAACAAUGCGACUUUAACUGUGCACGUGUUUUAAUACUGGAGGUGAAGAGAUGUAGAAAUAUAUUUAAUGCAAGCUGGAGUUUUUUGGCCAGCCGAAGGGCCAGCAUACUGUCUCACAUGCUGGGUGAAAGCUGUAUGUAGAAAGUGAUCAGAAAAGCACAAAUAGCAUAUACACCUACAGGUGUGUACACAGAGUCAAACUGUCAAUAAAGUCUCUCUGCCCA
Messenger RNA from Rhipicephalus microplus (southern cattle tick), 8151 nucleotides. Its product is annotated as sushi, von Willebrand factor type A, EGF and pentraxin domain-containing protein 1. NCBI's taxonomy places the organism in Eukaryota, Metazoa, Arthropoda, Arachnida, Ixodida, Ixodidae. The record is from RefSeq and is a predicted model, not a curated record. Gene Ontology annotation, molecular function: calcium ion binding.